AUGGGCGCUCUAACUCCAUCUGCAACUCAAAUUCCAGAUCGCAACAAAAUAGUCGUCAAAGCAGAGGCCAGGCGUGGCCUGGACGUCGCAGCCGACUGUGCAAGGGCAGACGCGGCGUACGUGGAGUUGGAGUGCCAUUCAGAGGCCAAAUGCGGUUCAGAAAGCAAGGAUAAGCCCAAACACAACCGGUCACGGGCGGGCUGUUACACUUGUCGAUUGCGACGCAAGAAAUGCGACGAGGCCAAGCCCAAGUGUGGGCCGUGCUCGAAACAUAUGCUCAAAUGCAUCUGGCCACGCAAGGGCCAGGGCCCAUUGACCAAAGAGAUGCGUGAGAAAAUGAAGAAGAAAAUCGACUUUUACGAUGACGGCUCAAGUGAGGGCGUGCGCCCGGAAAACAAGUCGCAGUAUUUCGUCAAUUACACUCUUGGCGUCCAGAAUCGUGGGCUGGUAUUGCUAAGCAGCGACGUGCAGGGCCUCGGGUCGGGGCUCGAGACUUUCAGCGACGAACAGGGCGAGGACGACGAGCUUGACGACUACGACUUGGACCGCCGCGACUCGACCGCCACAGAACACCGCAUAAAGGCCAUUCCAGCAGACGCACAAAAUUUUUGGCAGAGCGAUGCGGCGUUGUUGGACCAAACGCAAGAAUCGGGGUCCAGCAAUGAUGAAAAACAACAGCAACAUCAACAAGAACAACAACUGGUUCUCAGCAUAGAAAACGAUCCGAGCGAGGAGUGGAUCUCGCAUUUGAAAAGUCCACUAGCGAUUCCGGGAACACCGACACUCCAGGCGUUUUGGGAAAAGCUGCUGAACACGGAUGCUCGAGAUUCGAUUUUUUCGCCUGGCUUUUUGGGCCUUUCACCAACGACUGCGCUACAAUCGGUAGAUGAAAUUGCUGCCACGACUACGCGGUCUGCUCUCGCUUUGGCCAAUAAUGACGAUGAUUACAAUAUGUACGGGUUGGACGAGGAACUGUCAGAGAAAUUCUACGACAAGCUGAUGCAGAAGUUUGUGAGUUGGACCACUUCGAACCACGAGAUCAAAAGAACGUCGGUGGCCAAGCUAAUGUCGCAGUACCAAUUCACGCAACAGGAGCUGUUGCUGUACUAUACGUGCAUUUACUAUUUUCUGCCUGCAGUGGGCCCACAACACACAUUACCGCAGCUGACCACGACCGAGACGUUUGUGCCUCUGUUGGCGCAACACGCGAUUGUCAAAGACGUAUUCUUGUGCUGUGGAGCUACCUUUCUGGCUUGGUGCCAGCCGCAGAAAUACUCGGAUAUUGCCGAGCAAUUGUACCAAACGUGCAAGUCGCUUUUGCAGGACGAAUUGAGCUCUACUCGAAUCCGAGGCGAUGAAACGUGGGUUUUCGCAUGCUUCCAAUUGUUGUGCUUGACAAACAAGCUGCACAAUGGCCAAGGCGAGUCGAUGGUGGACCGGUGCGUGGACAAUCUGGUGCAUUCGUUCAACAUCAUCAAACGCAAGUACCACGACAUCGAGAAACACGGUUCGACGCCUACGGACCGGAUGCUGAUCGAGAGUUUCAUGUACAAUUAUACGGUGUCGUUGUUGGUGGCCAAGGACCUGUCGAAACUGCCGAAUCCGUUUGGGAAAGUGUUUUACAAGCUGACGGUGCUUUUGAAGUCGCCGAUCUUCAACGACUGCGACGUGGAGUGGAUGAACAACCCGGUUUUGGGACCGUCUGUGGAUGCGUUUUGCAUGCUAGCCAAAGUGUCGUUUUUGAGCCGCAUGCAGCUCCCACUACAGGACACGGAAUGGCAGACCACGGCACAGACGCUGCUACAGGAGUGUCUCUACUAUACGCCGCCCACGCUGCCCGAACAGGUGCGCAACGACGCUUGCAAAUACGAGAUCUAUCGGCCGGGACUGCUGUGUGGGUCGAUCAUCAGCAAGGCGUGCUACUUACUACUAAACAAGAUCCUGCGGUUCGAGGAAUUUGACGUGCGCGACCCGCAAAUACAGGGCGUGGUCAAGUACACGAUCCAGAGCAUGAAGGACAUCGAGAAGGGCAACCCACUGCUGUGCAUCUUGCUGUGGUCGUUGUUAGUGAUCGGAGCGUUCACGGUGGACGCAGAGGACCGCUUGGUGAUCAAAGAGUAUUUGAAGAGCACGUCGGAGACCAUUCACUCGUAUGGGGCGUUGAAGAUCAAUUUGCUGUUGCAAUUGGUGUGGGAUCGCGACGACAUCAACCUGUUGUUUGUGCGCGAGAACAUCAGUCAGGUGAUCAUUUGA
Lachancea meyersii CBS 8951 is the source of this 2253-nucleotide messenger RNA. The record is from the annotation of a GenBank genome assembly. NCBI's taxonomy places the organism in Eukaryota, Fungi, Ascomycota, Saccharomycetes, Saccharomycetales, Saccharomycetaceae.